Molecule: messenger RNA, 2179 nt
Organism: Zea mays
Lineage: Eukaryota; Viridiplantae; Streptophyta; Magnoliopsida; Poales; Poaceae
Product: membrane transporter D1
Exons: 6
Coding region: 414-1943 (509 amino acids)
Biological process (GO): transmembrane transport
Cellular component (GO): membrane
Molecular function (GO): transmembrane transporter activity
Source: RefSeq, marked validated
UCAAAAGUCAUUGCAGACUUGCAAGCUUCCCUCCCCUACUAUCAGGCGAAUCAUAUCCAUCCACUUACUACGCUGCUAGGCUGCUACGAACAAAAUCCUCCUAAUUAAGACGGGCGUCGUUGGCUUCAAAUACUGGUCUCUCCCCUGUCCAAAAGUCUCUCGAAUCUCCACCCUGGUUCUGCACCGGUUCCAGAAUUUUCUCCCAUUUACAGGGUCUCCCCGUUUCUGUCCGGCGGUUCUGCCGUUCCACUGCUUUUGAUUUCGGAGUGUGAACUUACAUCUUGCUGGAUAAUAAAGAUUGGAUUUUAAGCGAUUUGGGGGUGCUUGCCUGAUCUCCCCCUGCGAGGUACUGCCGGGGGAUUGGAUUUCGGGGAAGUUUUGGUGGUUUGAGAUUCGGCUUGGCCGGAGCAGGAAUGACGAUCGACAUGUCCAUUCCCGGGAGCUCCGGGCUGCUGAACGCUGCGGGGAAGAGGGACAUGAAGUUCUUCAGCAACCCCUACGUGCUUGCGCUCACGGGCGCUGCAGGAAUCGGUGGAUUCCUCUUUGGCUACGAUACAGGUGUCAUAUCUGGAGCCCUUCUGUAUAUCCGCGAUGAUUUUCCAGCGGUCAAGGACAAUUACUUCUUACAGGAAACGAUUGUUAGCAUGGCCUUAGUCGGAGCUAUGAUUGGAGCUGCUGGGGGUGGUUGGAUCAAUGAUGCAUACGGUCGCAAGAAGUCUACUCUUCUUGCUGAUUUGAUGUUUGCUCUUGGCUCACUUGUCAUGUGUGCUGCUGCUGGUCCUUACAUUCUAAUUAUCGGAAGGCUCCUCGUUGGUUUGGGUGUGGGUGUUGCAUCAGUCACAGCACCGGUAUACAUUGCUGAAGCUGCUCCUUCAGAAAUCAGGGGAGGUUUGGUGUCAACUAAUGUACUCAUGAUUACCGGUGGCCAAUUCUUCUCCUAUCUUAUCAAUCUUGGCUUUACUGAGGUGCCUGGAACAUGGCGCUGGAUGCUUGGUGUUGCUGCUGUUCCUGCCAUUAUACAGUUUGUGCUGAUGCUAUUCCUGCCAGAAUCUCCGCGUUGGCUUUACUGGAAGGAUGAGAAGGCAAAAGCUAUUGCCGUCCUUGAGAGGAUCUAUGAAUCCGACCGCUUGGAGGAAGAGGUAGAGCUGCUUGCUACAUCCUCCAUGCAUGAAUUCCAGUCCAACAAUACCGGAAGCUAUCUGGAUGUCUUCAAGUCGAAAGAAUUGAGGCUAGCUUUCUUUGCUGGGGCUGGCCUUCAGGCCUUCCAGCAAUUUACCGGGAUCAACACCGUGAUGUAUUACAGCCCCACGAUAGUCCAGAUGGCUGGUUUCUCCUCCAACAGGCUGGCCUUGCUCCUCUCCCUGAUCGUCGCGGCCAUGAACGCCGCCGGAACCAUCGUCGGGAUCUACCUAAUCGACCGUUGCGGCCGCCGCCGUCUGGCCCUCACAAGCUUGGCCGGGGUCGUGGUCUCCCUGGCCAUCCUCGCCACGGCCUUCAUACUGCAGUCAUCAUCCGGCCUCUGCAUGAGCGCCGCCAGCGGCACGUGCCAGGGCGCGCUAGGCUGGUUCGCGGUGGCCGGCCUCGCUCUGUACAUCGCCUUCUUCUCCCCGGGCAUGGGGCCCGUGCCGUGGGCCGUGAACUCGGAGAUCUACCCCGAGGCGUACCGUGGGACGUGCGGCGGCAUGUCGGCCACCGUGAACUGGGUCUCUAACCUCGUCGUGGCACAGACGUUCCUGUCGAUCGUGGGGCUGGUCGGGACCGGCCCGACGUUCCUGAUCGUCGCCGGGAUCGCGGUGCUGGCCUUCGUCUUCGUGGCCACGUACGUGCCGGAGACGAAGGGCCUGACUUUUGAGCAGGUGGAGCAGAUGUGGAGGGAGAGAGCGUGGGGGAACAGCGGCGGCAACUGCGAGAGCCUUUUGGCGGGUACUGCUGCUGCGCCGUAGGCUACCCGUUGCCAGCACUGGUCAAGCGCGUCAGUUUUAGUAUGGCCGCUCUGGGCUUGAUCGGCUCCGUCCUGGCAUUAGUUGGAAGAAAGUAAAAACAGAUUGGAGAUGCAGAUGCAAACUGUUGUAUGUGGUGGUGCUUAUAUUGCUAUCCUGUUGCCUGAUUGUACGUGUUGUCGUCGUGGCAAAUGUUCAGUGGGUGUAAAAUAUGAGGUCGUACCGUGACGUCAAACUAA